Aspergillus udagawae is the source of this 1227-nucleotide messenger RNA. Its product is annotated as ubiquitin-protein ligase RMD5. Gene Ontology annotation, molecular function: ubiquitin protein ligase activity; protein binding. The record is from RefSeq and is a predicted model, not a curated record. Gene Ontology annotation, cellular component: nucleus; GID complex; cytoplasm. The coding region runs from base 1 to 1227 and encodes 408 amino acids. The transcript has 4 exons. Lineage: Eukaryota; Fungi; Ascomycota; Eurotiomycetes; Eurotiales; Aspergillaceae. Gene Ontology annotation, biological process: proteasome-mediated ubiquitin-dependent protein catabolic process.
AUGGACCUUGUCCGGAAGGAGCAUGAACGGCUCGCUAAGAGGCUGAAGGCUUCUCAGAAUAUUAAGAAUGUACAAGACACGAUAGAUCUAAUUCAAGCAGCGCGAGACACUAUCGCUUCUGAUCCAGGUCAAGCAUCCAUAACUCUAGCAAAGCUCCAGAAUUCCGUCAAAUCAUCAUUCGACUCGAUCAAUGACAAUCUCAAAGAACACCACAGCGCUCUGAACAAGUACAGCAAAGCACUAGAUAAGCUCUUCAAAGAUAAACCACUUCCAGAUACCGAGCAUGAUGCUUUAUCAUCUCGAGAGCAUCUCAUCAACCGCGCGAUUGCGAUGCACCUGUUACGAGAGGGACAGUUCUCUGUAGCCGCAACCUUCCUUUCCGAAAUAGCCGAAAAGAAAGCUUUGAGGCAAGAGAACGAUAUGGAUACGGAUGGCCCAGACGACGCCACGAGUCUUCUCGAUAUCGACGAUGUUCCUUCGAGCGAAGUGCGGAAACAAUUUGCCACGAUGUAUUACAUACUACAUGAGAUGAAGGAGAACAAUAACCUGCUUCCAGCUAUACAGUGGUCAAGGGACAAAAAAGAAGCUCUGGAGGCACGAGGCAGUAACCUUGAAUUUGAACUGUGCCGAUUACAGUUCGUCUGGCUCUUUCACGGCGGACAAGGCCCUGCUGUCGCGGGUCCACAAGCUGCGUUGGAGUACGCCAGGCGCGAGUUCCAUGCUUUUCUGCCCAGGUACUUGGUGGAGAUUCAGCAGCUGCUGGGGGCAAUGGCCUUUGCUCCAAACCUCCAAGAGUCGCCUUAUCGGAAUAUCUUCGACAAUCCGUCGGCAUGGUCUGAUGUAGCGCAGUCUUUCACUCGGGAGUUCUGCUCACUGCUGGGUCUGUCUGCCGAUUCGCCACUCUACAUAGCCGCUACUGCUGGUGCGAUAGCGCUACCCACUCUGUUGAAAUUGCAGACAAUUAUGAAAGCAAAGAGGACAGAGUGGACCACGCAAAACGAACUUCCGGUCGAAAUUCCACUUCCACCCUCUUACCUCUUCCAUUCAAUCUUCGUCUGUCCAGUAUCCAAGGAACAGUCUACAGACGAGAACCCCCCGAUGAUGAUGCCUUGCGGUCAUGUUAUUGCAGAAGAGUCGUUGAAACGACUUUGCAAAGGCACAAGAUUCAAGUGUCCUUAUUGUCCCAAUGAGAGUCAUCCGCGAGAGGCAAGGAAGGUCUUCCUAUGA